Messenger RNA from Volvox carteri f. nagariensis, 1254 nucleotides. RefSeq lists its product as uncharacterized. Gene Ontology annotation, cellular component: precatalytic spliceosome; U1 snRNP; U2-type prespliceosome. Gene Ontology annotation, biological process: mRNA splicing, via spliceosome. Gene Ontology annotation, molecular function: U1 snRNA binding; mRNA binding. The record is from RefSeq and is a predicted model, not a curated record. NCBI's taxonomy places the organism in Eukaryota, Viridiplantae, Chlorophyta, Chlorophyceae, Chlamydomonadales, Volvocaceae. The transcript has 8 exons. Bases 73 to 1254 code for a protein of 393 amino acids.
CACCGAUUAAGGCUAUCUGGGGUAUACAUUGCGUUAUGUGUGUUUGACUAAAAGCUAGGGAGUACUCCUGCAAUGGACCGUUUCGACCGCUUUAAGAAGGGUGGCUUCAACCGCCAGGCUGCGGUCAAAGCGCUCAAGGAGAGCGUUCAGACAGGUCACAAGACUGGGCUUCCUCCGCAGCUGCUAUCUCUAUUUAACCCCAGAGCUCAGCUGCCACUAGUCACAGAUGUGAAGAAGCCCAAGAUAAAGCUUCCAUAUACAGGCCUUGCAGCGUACGUAAAAGAGUUUGCAGGCGAGGGCGACCCCGACUAUCAGCCGCCGCGCAACGAGGAUCGGCCCCCAUCUCCUCGCUUAUUCCGCAACCGGGAGCUUGCUGCACAAGCACGCGUGGACACGGAAACAAAGAUUGAAAAGAAAAUUCGGUUGACAAAAUGGAAGCUUGAAGAGGCGGAGCGUGAGGCACGCGAGAAGUCGAAGACGUUUGACCCCAACAAAGACCCGAAGAUUGAGGGCGACCCAUAUAAGACUAUCAUCGUGGCGCGCUUAAGCUAUGACGUCACAGACAAGAAGCUUCGGCGGGAGUUUGAGGAAUUCGGGCCAAUAAAACGGGUCCGCAUCGUCACGGACAAGCAAGGUAAGCCACGCGGCUAUGCGUUUAUCGAGUUCGAGCAUAAGGCAGAUAUGAAGGAGGCUUACAAGGCCGCGGAUGGCAAAAAGAUUGAGGGGCGGCGAGUGUUGGUGGACGUGGAACGCGGACGCACAGUGGAGAACUGGAAGCCACGUCGCUUGGGAGGCGGCCUGGGAGCACCCGGACGAGAGCCAAAGCCGCCCAAAAAGCAGCGGCCAGGCUCGUUGCCCGUUGCCCCGCCGGUAAUGAAUGCAACACCAAUUGAUGACAGGUCGCGGGGACGGGAGUACGAGACGCGUGAGCCACGGCGGUCCGAGCCGCGGCGAGAAUACGACCGGGAACGGGACAUGCGUCCCACCCCUGGAAGCAGCUUCCGCGAACCUCCGCGCGAUUACCAGGAGCGCAGUGACCCACGGGACGUUCGAGGAGAUCGCGAUCGCAAACGGGACCGGGAGCCUUCGCCUCGGCGGGACGACCGGGCCGACUACUUUCGGGCCGGCGGCGGAGACCCACGAGACGAUAAGCGUGUUCGGCGUGACCUGGAGGACGGAGAGCUUAGAGACGACCGCGAGCGCCGCGAGCGGGAGCGCGACCGCGACCGGCGGCGAGAGCGGGAUAUGGUCUGA